AUGGACAGUGGCGUGUCAACGCCUGCAACGGCAACACCUGCGAAUGCAGGUGAUGGGAAUGGUGGACAUACAAAUCAGUCUCGAAAAACCACACCCCUUGCGCAGCUACUCACAGAGACAGCGCACGAGGCACAGCUGGAAACGCAGCGGAGCUUGAGUGGAGACAACGUCGGCCAUAGCAAGGCACGUCGAUCACUCUAUGCUCGUAGGCAAGGCACACCCCUCUCGGCAUCUUCUAAGCAAAGUCGGCCGCGUGUGCACAGCGAAAUGCAGCAUACCCUGCGUCGUGUCGUGUCCCCCCCGGCGUUGCAACCGCAACCUCCUCCUUCCACGUCGUCCAGCUUGUUUAUGCCUCAAGAAGCGAUGCUGGAUGAUUUGCUUGUAACCUACUCACUGACAGAAGCUGAGCCAUAUGAGGCGCUGACUCUAGAACAAGUCGCUGCGCUUCGCCAGCGUCAGGCAAAGCUUUAUGCACAUGUCAAGGAGCUGAAGGAGCGCAUGGAUUUGGAAGUCAAGAUGCGCGCAGCUGCUCAGCGACUGCAUACAUCGUAUCUGACAUCGGCGCCCUCUACGCCGCAGAAAGGCGGGAUAACCACGCCGCGCUCCUACGCAUCGCCCGAAAAAUCAUGGUCUACGCCGCGACGCGAUGCAGAAUCUGUGGCAUCGCAGCACGACGUUGAUGAGGCCGUGCAUCGUACAGACCAGAUUAUGGCACAGUACCAAAAAGCGGGAGAAGAGCUGCAUUCGGUCCAAACGCAGCUUCUUCGGCACCACAUUGCCGUGCUUCGCGACCAUCUUCGUGAAGCGCGUCGAUCAAACCAGACAUUGCCCACGCUCUGGAAUGCCACAGGACGGAACAUGGCAUCGAUACCAUUGCUUGCUACGUGGAUACCUCCAUCUCUGUCGGCCCAGCGUUCCCAGGAUUAUUCUAUGCUCACGCCUGCGAAGGUGGGUCUAGGUGCGCUUACGACGCCUAUUCGCUCCAUAUGCUCUUCGCUAUCGCCUCAAGGCGAAUGGGCCGUAGAGACUAAGGCUGCGACAGCCCCUGUCUCACCAGCAGCGGAGAAGAGUCCAGACGAGGACAAGGAGGAUCACUAUGUUUCGCGCUUGCUGCACGAUGUGCAAGAAUGGCACGAACGACGUCAAGACUUGACGCGUGAACUGAGCUCGGCUACAGAGCGCCAGCGCGCGUUGCAAAAACGUCUUUCUACAUUGUGCCAUGAGAAUAGCGAAGUGGCAGAGCGACUGGCCGCCUUGGCAUUGGACGACGAUUUGGAUGCACCUGCAUCCAAAUCGCCGGAAGAGACAGCACCGGAUGCGACACUGUGGGAUGCUACACUGCAUAUGACCAAAGCAGAGCACGCUGAUGCUAUGGCUUCCCUACAGGCGCAAUGGGAGGAAGAGCGUCAGCGUCAACAGCAAGCGCACGAUGACUUGGUGGCGACGUUGGCCUCUGCACGCACAGAGCAUACGAGGGAAAUGGAGCGCCUACAGUCAGAGCAUGCGACGCUUGUCAAAGAGCUUCAAGACGAACAUGCCCAACGCAUGGAGUCGCUACAAACGGAGCAUGCCUCGAGCUUGGCCGCUUUGCAGGACAAACACAAAGAUUAUGUAAAUGCAUUGCAAGAAGAGCAUUCGUCGUCCACGCAGCAGCUUUCGACACGGUACACGGACUCCUGUACACAAAUGGAAUCGGAGCUGAACAAGUGGCAAGACAAGCACGCGUCGCUGGAGAAGGAGGUCGUAUCUCUGCGUCAGCAGGCGAGUUCCCCGGGGCCAUCUGCGUCGGAAUCCAGUCCAUCGCUGAUGCCACGCAGCAUUUCGCAGCGUCUGCAAAGCAUGUUCCAGACGGACGAGACAGCCAAGUCGAAAGACCAAGGACUGGGUCUGCAGCUCGACGCGCGUAGUGUGUCUGACUCGCACAAAUCGACGCUGGAUGUCAAGCAGCUACAGCAGCAACUUGAGGCGGAGCGGUCGCAGAAAGAAAUGAUGGCACACCGUCUCGAAGAGGUAAUGACGAUGUACCGUGCCGCGGUCCAGUCGAAGGAGACGAAGCCUGAUGUGGCGGCCAAUACCACGUCGCUGCUCGACAUGGACUCGCCGGCAUCGCUCGAAGCGUCGGCCCUCCCGCCGGAGGAUCCUGCGCCGGCACCAUGGAAGCCAUCGAUGAAAGAGGAGAAGGCCACCACGUCGUCCCCCCCUGUGCCCUUGCCCGAUCUCACACUGACCACUGCGACCCCGUUAGACACCAGUGCCAAAGCGAGGGAAACGGCCUCGACUGAAUCCGACUCGGUGCCUCAUACGCCCUUCGGUCUCCUAUCGCCCACCGCGGAGGUGCCUACGACGCCACGUCGGCCUACGCGCGGUGUGGAUAUGUACAUGGACAAUGCCGAGACACCGACACACGUCCGCAGCGAGCGACGCAACGAUGGCCGUGUGCGUUUCCUCGAGACGGAAGUCGAUAAGCAUCGCCGCGCUGCCGAACAAUCCCGCAUUGCGUAUGACGAGUUGCGUCAGCAGUACGAAAGCGAAGUGCAGUCGUUCAAGCAGGAUCACGAUACGGUCCAGAAAUGGACGGAAGAGUGGCGUAGACUGUGUGCGCGUCUGGAGCAGCAGCAUGAGUUCUGCCAGCGUGUUCUCGGGAAGGCCGAUGGCCGUGAAGAGAUGGACGGCUUGCUGGACCAGAUCAAGGCGACGUCCGCCAAACCUGCCUCGGCGCAGUCGCGCGACACGGUGGAAGAGGCCGCGACGCUGCUGGCUCAAGUGGAGGAGCACAUUGGCGACAUGGCCGAGGGCUUGGCGCGAGCAGGGGCGAGCGGUCUAGGAAGCAAUGUUAUUGCACAAUUGGAAGAUUACAUUGAGGACCUGGAGACGCAGCUGGCACAGUACCGUGCCGCGUCGCAGUCGGGUCACGGCGAGCACAGUCAUGAAGGUGCUCUUCCAUGGAAGCUGAACGCGCAGCUGGAUCUGUGCUUGUAUGCCAUCAUGGUCAUUAGCGCUAUGCUGCCUGACAAAGAAGCGCUGGCGCAUAGCAUGUCGCUUCCUAUGGAGCGACUUCGUGUGUUUUUUGCCUCGCCGACCCACCCAAGUGCAGCGACGUCGUCCGCGAUGCAGGCAGCGUGGCAAGCCCAGGACCCGGCUGCGUGGUCCAAGAUUCAUGCCAUCCUUGAUACGUCGCAUGCCGCACGCUCACGUACGGUGGACGAUACAUUUGCCGCGCGUGUCCAUGCCCUGCUGGAGGCUGUGACGCAGGAUCCAGAGCAUCGUAUGCAUACCCUUCUUUCGGAUGUAGUGUCGCGCAUCGCCGGCACCCUGGAUACCAGUGCCAUGAUCACCGAGCGGGCCAUUGUGUUGGAGGAUACGAUGCAUCGGUAUACCGAUAUGUCCGCGCCUGUGACGCCCAACAUUGACGAUAUGAUCCCUGAUACACUCUCAUCUGCCCAUGUGCCCUCUUUGCUGUAA
This is a messenger RNA of Malassezia pachydermatis, 3462 nucleotides long. RefSeq lists its product as hypothetical. The coding region runs from base 1 to 3462 and encodes 1153 amino acids. The record is from RefSeq and is a predicted model, not a curated record. Lineage: Eukaryota; Fungi; Basidiomycota; Malasseziomycetes; Malasseziales; Malasseziaceae. The transcript has a single exon.